CUCAAAACCUCCUCUUUUCCAUCUUCCCUUUGAUCGUCAUCUUCACCUCUCAUCUCCAUCGACUUUAGAGGGGGCUGACGACAGCUCAUUCUCUCUCUCUCCUUCUCACACACGCAGCAUCAUCCUCCCUACCUACCUGCGAGCCUGCCAAACCAUCUGACCUGUGUUUACCUACAGCUGGCCCCUACAGCUGGUGUUCUUCUCGACAGUGCAUCCAUCCUAAACAACUGGUCCCCAGCUGCAUCAGUCAUAUCAACAAUCAUCUAAGAUAAUCCGUGGCUUCAAAGUUACCUACCUAGCGAACCAUCGUUCAUCAUGGCCUCGACUUCACCGGCCACCCCGGAUACCGUGGUGACCCUCAAGGUCCACUUUCAGGGCAGCACCCGACGGUUCAAACUACCGCUCCGUGACCUCGGCGUCAAUGUCUUUGAAGAUAAGAUCCGAGCCAUCCUCUGCAUCUCACCCGAGGCCAAUGCUACAAUUGAGCGGUAUUCCGAUUCCGCCUCCUCCUACGUCGUGCUUGACCCGAGCAAGCAGUCCGUCUGGAAGCAGCUCUUCCGCGCUGCCAAGGCAAAGCAGAAGCUCAAGCUUCGCGUCACCCUGCGAGACUCAGACGAGGAGGACAACCGUCCGAAGCCCGUCACCGUCGAGGACGAGCCUGAACAGGAGAACCAGGAAUCCGCCCAGACCGAGGCUGAAGAUUUCGCUAUCCCUGUCCCCGUUUCCGUGGCCACAAGCUGGACACCGAGGACUCAACCUCCCAAGGCUCAGCCCCCUGUAAUCACCAGUGUCUGGACAGUGCCAGCCACACCUCCACUUUCCAAAGACACCCCCGAGCACAACAUGGCGGGUCAGGAUGAUACGAUGCAGAACGAAGUGCAAACGGCCUUGAGCCACUUGUCGUUGGAGCAGUCCGAGGCUGCUGUACAGCAGGAGACGACCAAGGAGGAGUCGGAGACGACUACUCCGGUGUGUGUGGCCCCAAAGGCGGCCAACUUUGCCGUCUGCUGCAACAACUGCGAUCGCACUAUCCCCGACGACCACUUCCACUGCUCCACCUGUGACGAUGGCGACUUCGACCUGUGCCCUGACUGCGUCGACAAGGGCGUCACCUGCUACAACGCAGAGCAUUGGUUGCUGAAGAGGUUCGUGAGAGGCGACGUCAUUGUGGUGAGCGUCACCGAGAGGGUGCAUCCCAAGCCCAAGGCCAAGCCUGCGCCCGAGGCGGUCAAGCCCUCCGACGAGAGUGUUGAGGUCUCUGCCGGCCAGGCCAAGCCCGCUCCAGCGCCCGCGACCCCUCCUCGCGCCAUCUCCGUUAUCCAAUACCGGGCUUCCGUGCGCACCUGCAACUCUUGCGUGCAAGAACUGCCCGACAAGGAGUUCCUGCACUGCACCGCCUGCGAGGACUUUGACCUGUGCAAGACCUGCUUUGCCGCUGACAAGCAUGGCCACCACCCGCAGCACGGCUUUGAACCGGCUGUCGAGGGCACCCCCCUCUCCGCCGAGAUCUCAAAGCGCCUGGCUCCCGGUCGGGACCAGCGACACCACGCGAUUUGCGAUGGCUGCGACAAGUUCAUCACUGGUGUCCGUCACAAGUGUCUUGACUGCCCUGACUGGGACUUUUGUGGGGCCUGUGUUGUGAACGCGGGCUUCAUUCACCCCGAGCAUCGCUUCGUGCCUAUCUACAGCCAGAUUGCCGAGGCCCGGUCCACUUCUGCUCCCCGUCCUUGCCACUACGGCAUCUGCUGCGACGGUCCGCUCUGCGUUGACAAGCGUAAGACGUACAUUGUCGGAGAGCGCUACAAGUGCACUGUAUGCCACGACACGGACUUUUGUGCCGGUUGCGAGGCCAGCCCUGCCAACAUGCACAAUCGCACCCACCCUCUCAUCAAGUUCAAGACCCCCGUGAGACGUGUCGAGGUUACUACCAAGGGCGAGGAUGAGCGCGGACAGAAGCUGCCUGUCAUGGGCGACCGCCUCUGCCGUAGGCCCGUGAGCCCCAAGGUCACCGAGGCUCCUUCUGCGACCAAGAGUGUCACGAGCUCUGUGCGCACCGUCGUCAGUGUGAAGCCCGAGCCCGAAGUUGAGAGACCUGCUCAGGCGGCCACUCAGCAGGGCCCUGAGGUGACGGCUACCAGUCUCAUUGCUUUCUUCGAGCGUGACACUGUGCCUGACGGCACCGUCUUCCCCCCCAACCACGUCUUCGAGCAGACGUGGGUCCUCCGCAAUGGUGGAAUGACCCCAUGGCCUGUUGGAUGCUCCAUCAGGUUUGUGGGUGGUGACUACAUGGGUCGCAUCGAUCCCAGUCACCCUGCUGGCGUCAGUGACCUCAUUUCUGCCUCCGAGACUACAGUCACGUCGGCCCCUGUCGCUCCGGGCGAGGAGUUCGCCUUCAAAGUCAUGCUCCGAACCCCAUCCCGUGAGGGUAAGAGCAUUUCUUACUGGCGUCUGACCACGAAAGAUGGCUACAAGUUCGGCCACCGCCUAUGGUGCCACGUGACCGUCGAGGCCACCAAGGCGGCUGCCGACGCUGAGGCCAAUGAAGAGAUUCCUGAGCUGGUCAAGGAGGAAGACUUCACUGCCACCGAAAACAAGACCCAGGCGUCCGCCGAGACCAGCCAGAUGAUUUUCCCUAAGCUGGAGAAGGAAUCGCCGGAAGCUAGCACUCACGAGGAUGUCAAGUCCGAGACUGCCGAGGCUGUCGAGGAGUCUGAUGGCUUCGAGGAUUGCGGUGAGGACGAUGAGUGGGCCGAGGAUUCCGACGGCGGCUUCAUGACUGACGAGGAGUAUGACAUCCUCGAUGCUUCCGAUGAGGAGUUUUCCGACGAGCUGCAGAAGAAGGUGCAGAAGAAGUAGACGACGUGAACGCAGUCUUGGCGUCCCGCGACUAAAUAGUUGUGCUUGACACACUGGCUGCAGAUCGCACGGUAAACUAAAGUGUAGGAUGAUGGAUUAUGAAGGCUAACAAUGAUUUCGCCUCGGUUUUUUUUUCUUUCUGUUUGGCUUCUUCGCCCUUGAUUUCUUACCGUAUCUGGCACUCUUUUCCUCUUUUCCAGCUCAGGUACUGCAAGUCUCCCUCCGACACUCUAGUGACAACUCUUGGAAAUCUCGAUGGAGGGAGUGGAAGGGGGGCUUGAUCCCUGGUCUUUUCUUUUGGCACGGUCUUGGAACAAUGCAACCUCGACGGAACACUCAGUCAACCAACCACUCAUGAACAGAAUGUCAACAGAGAAAUAGCCUGUGGUUGCGCAAUAGCCUUGAAUUAUCAUUAUUUCUUAGUAUAAUCUGCCGUGUGAUCAUGAAUUUGUGC
This is a messenger RNA of Cryphonectria parasitica EP155, 3310 nucleotides long. RefSeq lists its product as uncharacterized. Lineage: Eukaryota; Fungi; Ascomycota; Sordariomycetes; Diaporthales; Cryphonectriaceae. Gene Ontology annotation, molecular function: zinc ion binding. The coding region runs from base 316 to 2856 and encodes 846 amino acids. The transcript has 5 exons. The record is from RefSeq and is a predicted model, not a curated record.